Pelagomonas calceolata is the source of this 1790-nucleotide messenger RNA. The record is from the annotation of a GenBank genome assembly. NCBI's taxonomy places the organism in Eukaryota, Pelagophyceae, Pelagomonadales, Pelagomonadaceae.
GUCCGAGAUGGUGGCUGCCAUGCUGGCUUUCAGGCCUUCUUUCCAGCACACGCUGCCGAAUGUGUGAGCGUUAGCAAGUGAAAACAGUACGGGGAUUCCCCAAGAAGGGCUGCGUCACGCGGCGCGCCGAGAUGAUGCCUGCUGACGCUAAGAGCAUCACACAGGAGCUGAACAAAAUCUGUGAGGCGUGGGCCGUUGCAGAAGGCCGCGCGGGCAGCAAUCUAGCACAAUAUGGGGGCCCAAGCGCUGACUACCUGAGGCAUCUCGAGAUCUACGCAACGGUCCAGAGGACGCUUAUGAGGGCCGCCGUCGGUAUGGGGGAAGACAAAGCUUUGCGACGCGUGCGGCGGAGAAUAUGACCGGACUUUGUUCUCGAAGAAACAAUGGCAAGCGACGGGGCAACGCCGCUGCGGCGACUGCGUCAGUCAAGGGCGGCCGGCGAGAUUUACGGAUGCGUAUCGCCCGCGGGUGCCGGGCCACUCGCAGCUUGACUUUAUGCUUGGCCAGGGGAAACUCAUCGAGCGUGCCAUCCGGGUUGCCGCGCAGGAAACGGGCAUGGAGGGCACGGAGGUGGAAAAAGUCGUCGAGGAAACGACCCAGCUUGCAAGGCAGCAGAAAGAAACGUUUAUAAGGCAAAUGAGGCUCUACUACUAUAAGCAAAUCCUUUUGGAAGACAUUACGAGCGCUGGUGUACCAGAUCUGGAACGAUUGAUCAUGAGGCGUGCCAUCUAUUUUUUGACGGAAGAUCUGUUCAUGGGAAUUUCCAGCAAAGUUCGAAGAGCGAUGUCGAAGGGGAAGGCUAAACUGAGGAAGGUAUGCAAAGAGGUUUUCCUUAGCGUUGACCGUAAUGUUGAGAUCACACACCCCAAAGACGACGAAGAGGCCACCGUAGCUUCGAGGUCAACGGAAGAGCCAGAACCGCCACGGGACAACCGCGCCGACGAGGCCGACUUCGUGCCGAGCGUCUGGCGCCUUGUGGUCGACCUCGUUCCAAUGUUGGACAAGAAUCAAGACGCCAGCCGCACCUUAGGACGGGCGCAGUUCCUCCUGUCGCGUCCAAAUUACCCAGGGCGGAUCGAACAAGUCCAGAGGUGCUUCGAUGCCAUGUUUGUGUGUGACAUCAACUUUGCGGAAAAAUUCAACCGUUGCGUCGAGCGCCAGCGAGACGAAUUCAGGCAACAGGCCACGGAGUCACAGCGGUACAAGCCGACCGAUCUGGGGCUACCGCUGCGGCGACGAUGCGACAACUGCGGAGUCGACAACGCCCUGGCUGAGUGGCGAUACCCCUAUUGCAACUCGUGCAACGUCUAUUGGUUGUCUCCCAAUUUCCGCAAGAUGGACCGUCCCAAUGGUUGUUGCCCUAUCUGCUUGCUCCCUCCCAAAUCAGCAGAAUUCUCAUAUACACUGCGAUGCGGCCACACGCUACACUGGAAGUGCCUGGAGUACGCAAAGUCCGUCAGAGCGGAGUGUCCAGGAGAAAAAAUUCUCAGCGUCUGUCCGGUCUGCAGGGACCCCAUCACCGACGACCUGGAAAAGGUCGUUUUCGUCGAGGACGUGUGGCCGGAGCAUAUGGGGUUGUGGCCGGGCGCCCCAGACCCGCACGACGUGGCCUUUGUCGCCGAGCGCGCGGCCAAAGGCGCCUAUUUGGCCGCUAAGGCCGCCGUGAGAUACGCAAGAAAAAAGGUCUCUGACGCCAUCGCGAUGGGGGUGUGGGAAGACAUAUGGCGCGGGCGCGAGGCUGACACUGACAGUCUCGGCGCUUAGUUGUUGUAAUGUGAACCGUAGUACUU